Messenger RNA from Onychomys torridus (southern grasshopper mouse), 3514 nucleotides. It is a transcript of the gene Gpr155, whose product is annotated as G protein-coupled receptor 155. Lineage: Eukaryota; Metazoa; Chordata; Mammalia; Rodentia; Cricetidae. Gene Ontology annotation, cellular component: membrane. The coding region runs from base 388 to 2997 and encodes 869 amino acids. Gene Ontology annotation, biological process: transmembrane transport; intracellular signal transduction. The record is from RefSeq and is a predicted model, not a curated record. The transcript is spliced from 17 exons.
AGGAGGUACCCGGCCGCAGACGCCCAGGGUAGCUGACAGGGCCGCAGCCGCUCACCCCUCCCUUUCUCGGAACGUGGUUUGGCAGCUGCCGCUGGCACACGCCGCUGGGAAGAGAGGGCUGGGGGCGGGAGAUGACGGUGGAGUGCUCGCUGCUUGGCCCUCUGCGAGCACCGGCUUCCUUCUCCUCGCAGCCAGGGCAGCGGACCUAGCAGGUUUCCUUAUACUCUACCAAAAGCUAUAGUCUGCUUUGGUUAGGUGAUUACUGUGUGCUGGGUGUGAUUAGAGCUAAGGACUCUACUGAUAUUGCCACUUCAUAGACGAUAAAGUGAAGCAUAAAAAGUUUUGUGUUCAAGUUGAGGCCUUGCUGGAGGUGGAAGAAAAUAGAAAAUGGAUUCUUAUUUUUCAGCAGAGAACUCAACUCUUGCCAUUAAUGUGAACGAGACUUUGUCUGCAACCGUAACUCACAGAUUUAAUUCCACCAAUGACCCACCUUCAAUGUCAAUAACGAGGCUCUUCCCAGCCCUGCUAGAAUGCUUUGGCAUAGUCCUUUGUGGCUAUAUAGCAGGACGGGCCAAUAUCAUAACAUCCACACAGGCCAAAGGACUGGGGAAUUUCGUCUCCAGAUUCGCCCUUCCAGCUUUACUAUUCAAAAAUAUGGUUGUACUUAAUUUUUCCAAUGUGGAUUGGGCUUUCCUAUAUAGUAUCUUAAUUGGCAAAGCCUCUGUGUUUUUCAUUGUAUGUGUGUUGACCUUAUUGGUUGCCAGUCCUGAGAGUCGAUUUAGCAAAGCUGGACUGUUCCCUAUUUUUGCUACACAAAGUAAUGACUUUGCAUUGGGAUAUCCUAUAGUUGAAGCUCUGUAUGAAACUACAUACCCAGAAUAUCUCCAGUACAUUUAUUUGGUGGCACCAAUAUCUCUUAUGAUGUUAAACCCCUUAGGGUUUAUCUUCUGUGAAAUCCAGAAGUCCAAAGACACUCAAAAUGCUUCUCAAAAUAAAGUAAAAAUUGUGGGACUUGGGUUUCUGCGUGUGUUACAGAACCCGAUAGUAUUUAUGGUCUUCGUUGGCAUUGCCUUCAAUUUUAUUCUUGACAAAAAGAUCCCUGUGUACAUGGAAAAUUUCCUUGAUGGACUGGCGAAUUCCUUCUCUGGAUCGGCCCUGUUUUACCUCGGGUUGACCAUGGUGGGGAAAAUAAAGCACCUGAAGAGGUCUGCAUUCGUUGUGCUCACUCUCCUCAUCACUGCUAAACUCCUGGUACUGCCCCUUCUGUGCAGAGAAAUGGUGGAGCUGCUGGACAAGGGCACCAGUGUCGUGAACCACACAAGUCUGUCCAACUUCGCCUUUCUCUAUGGCGUCUUCCCCGUAGCCCCCGGCGUGGCGAUCUUUGCAUCGCAGUUCAACAUGGAAGUAGAGAUUAUAACGUCAGGGAUGGUAAUAAGUACAUUUGUGUCUGCUCCAAUCAUGUAUGUUUCUGCCUGGUUAUUGACCUUUCCCACCAUGGAUGCUAAGCCAUUGGCAUAUGCCAUUCAGAAUGUUAGUUUUGAUAUAAGUAUUAUCAGCCUGGUCUCUUUGAUCUGGUCUCUGGCUAUUCUUCUCUUGAGUAAGAAAUACAAGCAGCUUCCUCAUAUGCUUACAACUAAUUUACUCAUUGCUCAGUCUAUUGUUUGUGCUGGAAUGAUGAUAUGGAAUUUUGUUAAGGAAAAAAAUUUUGUUGGACAAAUUUUGGUGUUUGUUCUAUUGUACAGCUCCCUGUACAGCACCUAUUUGUGGACAGGCCUUCUAGCCGUUUCUUUGUUUCUUCUGAAAAAGCGUGAGAGCAUGCAGAUCCCCGUGGGAAUCAUCAUAAUAUCCGGCUGGGGGAUCCCUGCUCUCCUUGUUGGUGUGCUUUUGGUAACUGGGAAACACAACGGAGACAGCAUUGACUCUGCCUUCUUUUAUGGAAAAGAGCAGAUGAUCACCACAGCAGUCACCCUGUUCUGCAGCAUUCUGAUGGCUGGUGUGUCACUCAUGUGCAUGAACCGUACCACCCAAGCUGGUCACUAUGAAGGUUUCGGCCAAUCUCAGAACCACAAACCAGUAGAGCCUGGAAGCACUGCAUUUGAGGAGAGCCCAGCACCAGCAAAUGAGCCAGAACUCUUUACAAGUUCUAUCCCAGAAACAAGUUGCUGUUCCUGCUCCUUGGGAAAUGGUGACGUACACUGUCCAUCAAUAGAGCCAGUAACAACGGCAAGUGCCAGUGGACCUGUGCCUUCUUCCUUUGAGAAAACGGACCACUGUGUGAGUCACUGUGACUCCCGAAGCUGCAUCCUAGCCCAGGAGGAAGAGCAGCACAUGCAGACCGGAGACCCUCAGUUGACCCGCCAUGUCCUGCUGUGUUUACUGCUCAUCAUCGGCCUGUUUGCUAAUCUCUCUAGUUGUUUGUGGUGGCUGUUCAAUCACGAGACUGGACGACUCUAUGUUGAAUUACAGUUUUUCUGUGCCGUGUUUAACUUCGGCCAGGGAUUUAUUUCCUUUGGAAUCUUUGGGUUGGACAAACAUUUAAUCAUCCUACCUUUCAAAAGAAGGCUUGAAUUCCUGUGGAACAAUAAGGAAACAGCAGAAAACAGAGACUCCCCUGUUUCUGAGGAAAUAAAAAUGACCUGUCAGCAAUUUGUCCAUUAUCACCGUGACCUGUGCAUCCGAAACAUCGUCAGAGAAAGAAGGUGUGGCACAAAGACUUCUGCUGGCACCUUCUGUGGCUGUGACCUGGUGAACUGGCUAAUUGAAGUGGGCCUCGCCUCUGACCGUGGUGAAGCUGUGAUCUACGGAGACCGGCUGGUACAGGGGGGCGUCAUCCAACACAUCACCAACGAUUAUGAAUUCCGGGACGAGUAUUUGUUUUACAGAUUCCUUCAGAAGAGCCCUGAACAGAGUCCUGCCGCUGCUGUGAGCAGCCCCCAACAGGAAAGCUAUAAAGAAAUUGGCCACUCAUCUCCAUCCUCACUUUCCCCUAAGACUUAAACUGUGAAGGCGAGAACCCCACGUGGAAUCGUACCCUCUAGGCUCACUGGCACUUUUAGCUGUGGGGCCUCGGGCAGGUUACCUUUCUGAGCCUCCGUCACCUCGCCUGCAAAGGGCAAAUGCAUUCCUACCCCGUACUGACCUGCUCUAACCUUAUGUGCAUGUAAAGCACAUGGAAAACUGACGAGGGGAAGCCUAGAGUUCUGAUACUGAAGACAGUAAUUGCUAUAGGUGCCACUAUCGUCCCGAUAUUUGAAAAUCAUUUCUUUCUGCAACUGUUUGUUAUAAUUUCAAAGUCAGUAUCUAACUGGCUGUUAUUUUUAAAUUGCCAAAGUUGGCAGGCUUGCUGCUCUAAAAAUGAACCCUAAGACAACUUUACACUUACCGAUAACACUUCUCCCAACAGAUUUUUAUUGUUUCUAGUAAAAGGUUUUAUUGUUCUUUCCACUUCUUUGACAAAUACUACCCAUUUAAAAAUUAAAACUUCUGUUUUAUUUUUUGGGUAAGGUCUCAUGUA